Nicotiana tabacum (common tobacco) is the source of this 1329-nucleotide messenger RNA. Lineage: Eukaryota; Viridiplantae; Streptophyta; Magnoliopsida; Solanales; Solanaceae. The record is from RefSeq and is a predicted model, not a curated record.
CACUAAUAUCCAUAACAUAGUUUCUCUCUUUCUCCAAUCAAGGCUGAACAAGCUAUUGUCCAUUGCUUAAGUGGUGAGACUUGAGAGAAUAAGUUUUUAUGUGAUUAUUAUGGGAAUUAAGAAGCCAUCUUGGUUGGAAGCUCUUUACGUGGAGAAAUUCUUUGUUCCAUGUUCUAUUCAUGAAAGUGCAAAGAAGAAUGAGAAGAAUGUUUGUUGUUUGGAUUGUUGCAUAAGUAUUUGUCCUCAUUGUGUGACUUCUCAUCGUUUCCACAGAUUACUUCAAAUUAGACGUUAUGUAUAUCAUGAAGUUGUUCGACUUGAAGAUUUAGAGAACCUUAUUGAUUGCUCCAAUAUUCAGGCAUAUACAAUAAACAAUGCUAAGGUGGUUUUUAUCAAGAAAAGGCCUCAAAAUAGGCAAUUCAAGGGAGGAAAUUAUUGCACUUCUUGUGAUAGGAGUCUUCAAGAACCAUACAUCCAUUGCUCUCUGGGGUGCAAGGUUAGAGUUCUUCGCUUAGUUGAACUUAGUUGACAGCCUCCAAGCAUUAAAUAAAUAUUGAGGUAAUUUCACUUCUUGCCCCUCUAAUAUUUGUAAUUAGAUUUUGGUCCUUGUGAUAUUUCGCUAAGCAUAUUAACCUUGAAUUAUCUAAAAAGGUAUGUGUUUGGUCCCAUUACAUAGGAAAUGUGCUAUAUUACCCGAUCAAAUAUGGAGUAACAUCAUUAAAUAGUCUAAUAGGAGUAGUUAGUAAUUCGUUAAAUUUUUAAAGAUUCACAAGCAAAAGAAUGGAAUUUAUUAAAAGAUUAAAUGUGCUUAACCAGGUAUCAAAAGGACCAAAAUAAGUAGGCGCUUGGACAUAAAAUUUGUAAUUUUUGAAAAAAAAUAGUAUUUGAAGUUAAGUUAAAAAUUGAUACUUGGGAUUUGAAAUUAUGUUUGCAUAUUCAUUUCAUUUGAAAAAAUAUUAAAGUUUUGUGGGGAUUUUUUUUUUAAAAAAAUAUUUUCGAAAAAUUUCUAUUUUUUUUUUAAAAUUUCAUGCACAAACACAUUUUUUUAAAAAAGUUCGAAAUAAAAUUUUUUUUUAUGGACAAACGGGGUCCUAAUUUGUCGAUAAUCCAAAGACUAAAAGCACCAUAUUUCCGUAGUGAUUUCACGAAAUAAAUUAAGAAUGAGAUGUUAUAGACUUAUAAGAUUGAAGUUUACAAAUUAUAGGAACAACAAAUUUAUUACUUAAUUGUUGGUUGACAAAAGCUUUGUUUGUCAUGAUCAGGUAGAGUCAUAGACAUAUUUCCAUGGUUCAGAAAUCCACAUAACUAGUCAUCACUGUCCAUGUUACU